AACUAGUGGCCACAACUCCACCUGCUACUGUUUAGGAGCAAUAAUUUUUCUGGUUUUGACGUCAACUUCUUAUGAUAUUUUCGUUGUCAAGUUUCAAUUCUUGUCUAAAACAGGUUACAGUCUUUCAACACCUCUUUCUCAACCAUCUUCUUCCAUAAAUAUAUGCACAGACACAACCAUUCUCAAAAACAACCUACUUUAUUCUUCUGCAAAACAUCAUAUGGAAGACCUCAGUUUCUUUUUCGGAGUCAUAGGUAACAUCAUCUCAAUUCUCAUGUUUCUUUCUCCUGUACCAACAUUUUGGAAAAUAACGAAGCACGGAUCCACUGAAGAUUUCUCAAGCCUUCCAUACAUUUGCACAUUGCUUAACUGUUCUCUGUGGACUUACUAUGGAAUCAUAAAAUCUGGAGAGUACUUAGUGGCAACUGUUAAUGGUUUUGGCAUCUUGGUGGAGACAAUCUAUAUCAUUCUAUUUCUCAUAUAUGCACCAAAAGGGAUUAGGGCUAGAACUGCUAUUCUGGCUGUGAUUUUGGAUGUGGUGAUCUUUGCAGCAGCAGUGACUACAACCCUUUUAGCUUUGCAAGGAGAUUCUCGAAGUAGUGCAGUUGGUACUAUGGGAGCAGGUUUGAACAUUGUUAUGUAUUCUUCACCUCUUUCUGUGAUGAAAACAGUAGUUACUACAAAAAGUGUGGAAUAUAUGCCAUUCUGGCUUUCAUUUUUCUUCUUCCUAAACGGUGGCGUUUGGUUGUUGUAUGCUGUUCUUGUUCAUGAUGUUAUCCUCGGGGUGCCAAAUGGUUCUGGAUUUUUGCUGGGGACGAUACAACUGGUGCUAUAUGCAAUCUACAGAAAUGGUGGAAAAGAAGCUUCAAAGAACAGAUUGGAAGAAGGGUUGCAACAUGAACCAUUGAUCUCACAGCACAGGGCCACCUAGUUUGCUUCGACUUUUAUGCAACCUUCAUCAUUUCACCUUUUUUCUUUCUUUAUUGUUUCAUCUUUUCAAAUUAUAUAUGAAAAAGUAAUUCAAUCUUCAA
Vigna radiata var. radiata (mung bean) is the source of this 1031-nucleotide messenger RNA. RefSeq names its product bidirectional sugar transporter SWEET17. Lineage: Eukaryota; Viridiplantae; Streptophyta; Magnoliopsida; Fabales; Fabaceae. The transcript has 6 exons. The record is from RefSeq and is a predicted model, not a curated record. Gene Ontology annotation, molecular function: sugar transmembrane transporter activity. The coding region runs from base 221 to 931 and encodes 236 amino acids. Gene Ontology annotation, biological process: carbohydrate transport. Gene Ontology annotation, cellular component: membrane.